UCUUUAUUAAGCCUCAUACUCAUGGCAAUGUUUAUUCGCCGAUCAGAAUACUUCUGUGCAUAAUUUGGAUUUGGAGGUGCUGCGUGCUGUUACUACUGUUGUGCAAUAUGACCGGACAAUUAGAUCUAGAAUCUAGAUGUAUUGUUCAAACUCUGAAUACUACAGGGACAGUUUGUGAUAGUGUUAAAACCUGGAAAAAUUGAUGAAGGACUCAGAAUCUAGACUCUAGAUCUACUUGCCAUUAAAAUUUUACUUUCGGAUUUGUGCGCUCUUGAGAUCAGAGAGGUCUCUUAAAAUUAGACCCUUGAAGCCAAUUUAAACUUUCACGGGGCCAGACUAGUUAGUCAGACCUAAUAUAUAAGGCGAUUGUUGAUUCAGUAGGCUGCAGUUUGGACAUAUUUACUGGGGAGCCUGUGGCUUUUCUUCCCACCAAGGUCUGUGGUCUACCAGUAGUCCGGUACUUCUGGCAUUGAGAUUCCAGGGCUACACUUUCUCUCUCUCUCUCUCACAAAAGUGGGGCCACGCAGUGAGCAGAGACUGACUUCCAUUUUACGUAUGGUCAAGGCACAAUCCGCUGUGGUCCAUUCCCGGCCACCGCUGUCUUUUGGCGAGCUGUGGAGGGUCAACUUAAUGUGGUCUGACCCUGGCAGCGUUGUUGGAUCAAAAUCAUGCAAGCGAGCGGCUUUUCACGUCCUGGAUCCUUUGUGUCGGUACAUAGACGUCCAUGUUUGGGCAUGCCAUGUCCUCGAGGCCUAUCCCACCCAGUGAUGUGUUCAUCCUUGCAGGGACCAGAAGAAUCCAUGAAGAUUUACUAAGCCAAAGGUAGAGCACAAGCCAACCACAGGGAGUGCAUAGAAGAAGUAGGUGAGGGUGACAGAGGACAACACUCACUAAAGGGAGAGUGAGAGUGUGUUGGUGGGGGGCAUAGCGUCUAUCACGUGCCGGUGGGUUCUGCCCUUCGCACCUUGUGGGGUCACACCUACUCCCAGCCUGUUGAUUUGACCCCUCCGGGCGAAGGGGGGAUAGUUUGUUGGCGCCAACGAUUCGCCAUUCGCCAGAGCCACGUCAGUGCAGACAGGGAUCACCACGAGUAGGUGCGGUUGGCUAGACUGGGAGAAGCUAUAUAUAGACGCUUGGGUGUUUCUCAUCUUUUCAUGAGGCCCUUCACCAGCCUUUGAUAGCCCCUGCAGUUUGGCAAAAGAAAGUUAGGUUGUUUUAUUUAAGACAUUCACAGUUGAGAGCUGUCUUCAAAUUCAAAGGUAGUGUUAACAUUGAUAUCUACAUGUAUAUAUUAUAGUAAUGAAAGUGGCUGACAUUUCCUUCUCUGAAAAGCAAAUUAAUGUCAGUUCUGAGGAAGACAUGGUGAACAGUAUUAUCGCCGAAGAUGAUGGUGGCUGUGGUAUGAAAAAAGGAUUAUUUCUUGUUCCUUGUUCUUCUGGAGGUAUGGAUCUUAGCACUGAUGGCAUCGUUUUUAAAGGUGAACCUAGUAGUUCUAGUUCUGGGUCUCCUUGUGCACGAAGGGAAGAUGUGAGACAUGACAUUUCAAGUGGAGAAAAUUACUCUGAAGAUAAGAGCAGUCCCCUGUUCUUGUUUAAUCUCAAAGAUGAAAGACCUGUUGUAAAAAACGUACAUCUGCAGAUAAAAGAAGAGUCCGGUUUUGAAUGUCCGUGUGAUGUCAAGGUUGAGGGAAAUGAUGAACCAGGCUUUGAAAACAGAAACAUUGCAGUAAAAGAUGAGCCUAUCAGUUUGUUUGGGGCAGAGGAAGAGGUAAAACCUGUCAUAGUCAUUAAACCAGAGUGCCAUAUUGAUUUUGUAAAAACUGAACCUCUUUUUGAAUAUUUUCCCGGCAACAUCGAUGAUGAAGUGAAACCAAAAGUGGAGGAUUGUGUGAAAGAGGAAGUGCCAGAAUGGGAGGGUCCAGACUUUGAAGAGAUAGGAAAGACAGAAGGACAAGUGGGAGAUGUGGAGGAGAUGAGUUUUGAACCCAUGUUUGUUGAGGAUCACAUGAGUCAGGCUGGAGGACUACAGCAGCAAAUCUCCACUGUCAGGGGUUUGUGUAUGGAGCAGAGUUCCAACCCACACACUGAUGUUGUUGCAUCCACGUGUACAACUUCUACAACUUUCUCUGCUGAUCCAAUUCUUCUGGAAUGUAAUGUCUCAAAUUCUGGCUCUAGUGUCAAGAAUAAAGGUUCAGAUUUCAACUUUUCUUGUGCUGUGUCUAUUUCCAGUGCUGUAAAUUUUUCUGAGUCUUCCAGUACGACACAGCCAAAAGUGCACAAAGAAACAGACACUGGUCAUUCAGAUGGUCCCAGGCUUACGGUUAGGAAAAGUACAUUCUCAGAAGAAACACUUCACAAGUGUAAAGUUUGUGGUGAAAGAUUUGCAAAAAGUGAUGACCUACUGAGACAUAAAAUGAUGCACACUGGAAAAAACCUGUACAAUUGUGAAAUUUGUGGUACAACGUUUGCAGAGAGUGACAGCUUUCACAGCCACAAAAGAACACAUGUGGGAGAAAAAUCUUAUAAAUGCGGAGUUUGUGGUGCAACAUUUGAUCAGAUGGGUGUCAUGCAGAGACACACACAGGAAAAACCUUACGAGAGUGAAAUUUGUGGUGGAAAGUUAACAAAAAGUGGAAGCCAAUUGGAACGUAAAAGGACACACACAGGGGAACAAGUUUACAAGUGUGAAGUUUGUGGCACAAGGUUUGCACAGAUGUGUGUUCUGCAGAGACACAUGAAAGUACAUGUAAGAGGAAAACCUUACAAGUGUGAAGUUUGUGGUGUGAUGUUUACUCAAUCCAGUGCCUUGGAGAGCCACCAAAGAACACACAUGGGGGAAAAGUCUUACGAGUGUAAAGUUUGCGGUGAAAAGUUUACAGAAAGUGGUAAUCUGCUGAAACAUAAAAGAACACACAUGGAAGAAAAGCCUUACUUGUGUGAAGUAUGUGGUGAAAGGUUUACCAAAAGUGAUAACUUCCUGGGACAUAAGAUAACACACAUUCGAGAAAAACCUUACAAAUGUGAAGUUUGUGGUGCAAUGUUUGCAGAGAAUGACAGUCUUCACAGACACAAAAGAACACAUUCGGAAGUAACAUUUUACAAAUGUGAACUUUGUGGUGCGGCAUUCGCACAGAUGGGUGUCCUGCAGAGACACAUGAAAGUACACGUAAAGGGAAGGCGUUUCCAGUGUGAAGUUUGUGGUGCAAUGUUUACACUAGCCAGUGUCUUGAAGAGUCACAGAAGAAUGCACACAGGGGAAAGGCCUUACGAGUGUAAAGUUUGUGGUAAACGGUUUACUCAACCCGCUGUCUUGAGGAGUCACCAUACAACACACACGGGAGAAAGACCUUACGAGUGUGAAAUUUGUGGCAAAAGGUGCUCACAAAGUGCUACCCUGCGGUUACAUAAAAGAACACACACAGAAGGAACUUUAGAAAAACCUUGGAAAUGUGAAGUUUGUGGGAAAAGGUUUGUAUCCAAGGCUAGCCUGCUUCAACAUAACAGAACACACACAAAAGAAAAACCUUACCAAUGCGACAUUUGUGGUGGAAAAUUUGCAUACUCCUCGAGCUUGAGGAGUCACAGAAGAAAACACACAGGAGAAAAGGCCUUCAAAUGUGAAAUUUGUGGUAAAGCAUUUACAGAAAGAGGAGAAGUAACGCAACAUAAGAGAAGAAAACACACUGGAGAAAGGCACCAUAAGUGUGAAGUUUGUAAUAAAAUGUUUUUAUUUCCCAGCUGCUUGAAGAAUCACAUGCGAAUGCACACAGGAGAAAAGCCUUAUAGCUGUGAAAUUUGUGGUAAGAGCUUUGUGUAUCGUAGUGCCUGUAAUGUACAUAAAAGAACACACACUGGAGAAAAACCUUACGAGUGUGAAGUUUGUGGUCAAAGGUUUACAGCUUGUACAUACCUAAAAAGGCAUACAAGAACUCACACAGGAGAAAAACCAUACAAGUGUGAAGUUUGUGGUGAAAGGUUUGCAAGAUCUUCUCAUCAAAGAAGACAUGAAAGAACACACUGGAGAAAAACCAUGCAAGUGUGAAGACUGGCGAUAGUUUUACGAGCGGUAACAUUGGUACAUAAAGGGAACCACACAGAAGAAAAACCUGACAAGUGUGAAGUUUGUGGUGAAAGGUUUUUAUACAAAGUGAUAACAACAUUUACAUACUUGGUGGGACAUAAAAGACGACACAAAACCUGACAAGUGUGGAGUUUAUUUAAAGUGAAACAUUCACAAGAAGUUACCUCUACUGGUAUAAAAGAACACACGCAGGCACUGAAGGAAAACCUGACAAGUGUGGAGUUUUGGGUGAAACAUUUACAAGAAGCUAGCUACCUCUACUGGUACAAAAGGACACACACAUGAUGUGAAACCUGACAAGCAUGAAGUUAAUGGUGAAAGCUUUACAGAAAAUGGAAGCCUAAGUUACUGUUAAAUAAAAGAACACACAAGGAGAAAAACGUUACAAGUCUGAAGUUUGUGGUCAAAGAUUGACACAUUUUGUGGGUGAAAUUUAUACAAAAUAGUAACUUGAGGAGUCACAAAAUUUAAGAAACACACACUGUAGAAAAACCUCAUACAGAAUUUGUGAUGCAGGUUUACUUACACUUAGAGUAGCAGUGCACAGAGGUACAGAAUGAAUACAUUUCAAAUAGGGUCUACAUGUAAAUGUAAAAUUAAACUGCAGUUUCAUGAAAUUUCACCGGCAAGAAAAAUUAGCUAGAUUGCUCUUCUGCCUACUCUGAAUACAAACGUCUCAGUUGCUGGAAUGUCGGGGGCUGUAACACAAGAGGACAAGAAUGGAGAUGAAGAUAGCAUGUCCGAGGAACAUCCCGUCUUGUCACUAUGAAUGGCGUUGGUGUGCUUGCGAUGGCUGUGGGACCCGAAGAGGGAGGUGAUCAAGUUGUUCUCCAAGUUGUUCUCCAAGUCCUCCCUGCAGCUGUGGUUCUUUGUCAGGAUUAUUGAACGUCAGGCUUGGGGCCAGGGAAUGAGUCGACACAGCCCAGAGGAGGUGAAAAGUCUCGUCCAGGAAGAUCUGCAUGCGUUAAUGGAUUAUCAGGGAGACAAGAAGUUCGUGAUGGGUGAUGAGAUCAUUAAGGUCAAAAGAAGUUCGUGAUGGGGGAUGAGAUCUCUGAGGUCGACUGUUGUGUGUUUGGCUUUGUCUGCCAGCUGAUCUACCACCAGAAAGACAAAUUUUUCGAUGGACUCUUUGAAACUCGCUUCCCAUCUCUUGCUCAAUACGAUGACAGAGUGAAAACUUUAGUGUGGCCAGAUUGGGACGACAUAUGUGACAGCAAAGAGACACCCCUGAGCGGAACCUUGUUGGAAGGUCAACAAUAAAGCAAACUGUGUCUAGGUCAUUUUGUAUUACAUACAGUGUUAAAUGGUUCAAUAGUCUAAAGAAUUGUUACUCUGAAAUUUUCUGGAAGAGUUGGCGAUCAAGCAUCAGAAACAAUAAAAAUGUCAACUGGUACCUUGCACCUUUGCCCGUAACUAGUACAUGUCAAGCGAUGUCACUGCAUAUCUCUGCACUUUUUUAAUACUUGUGUUGGACCCUUAAGGUCGGCGUUCUUCUUUUUCUGCAUCGUUUCCACAAAUUUGACAGCCACUUUUAUAGACUGGGCAUUCUGUUGUACCUAGUAGGUUCUCCAUAAUAAGGUCAUG
This is a messenger RNA of Aplysia californica (California sea hare), 5664 nucleotides long. Its product is annotated as zinc finger protein 431. The coding region runs from base 1300 to 4041 and encodes 913 amino acids. Lineage: Eukaryota; Metazoa; Mollusca; Gastropoda; Aplysiida; Aplysiidae. The transcript has 4 exons. The record is from RefSeq and is a predicted model, not a curated record.